Molecule: messenger RNA, 1545 nt
Organism: Tricharina praecox
Lineage: Eukaryota; Fungi; Ascomycota; Pezizomycetes; Pezizales; Pyronemataceae
Exons: 2
Coding region: 1-1545 (514 amino acids)
Source: RefSeq, a predicted model, not a curated record
AUGACCGCCACCGCAACGCUAUUGGUGACUUACUCUCCGCCGCGAAUGUUGGCCCAGCAACCGGUGGUCGAGAUGGAGCCAGGAUGGCGUCCGGAAUCCGCACACCGAGGGACUCUCGGCAUCUUGCUGCCUUGUCUCAUCACUUUCGGCCUCUGCGUCUGGACAGCUGUCCACCUGAACAUCAACCCUCAGCCUACAAGGAUGCGGCUGUUCCUGUCCAAGCUGGGAUGGCUAUGUCUGGGAAUGGUUGCGCCCGAGGCUGUCCUCUGGUGUGCCCACGAUCAAUACUUUGAGGCACGUGCGAUCCGGGAGGCUAUCAUGAAGAUACAGAAAGACCACCUGGGGGUGGCAGAGCCAGACUUCAGCAUGCACUCUGCCUUCUUCGUUCUCAUGGGCGGAUAUGUUGUCCAUCCCACGCCCGGCGAGUUUCAGGGGCUCCCGGUGACGUUGACGCCGCAUGGAUUUGCGCUGUUAUAUGCGCAGGGGGACGUCAAGCAGGAAGACCUAGAUGGCCGGCUGAUUGAGGACAAGUCGCGUGGCUACGGGCUAGCUAAAUUCGUUGUUUGUGUCCAGGCUCUCUGGCUCCUCCUGCAAUUCUUCGCGCGCUUGAUGAGCGAACUGCCUAUCACGCUACUCGAGCUGAACACGGUCGUACACGUGCUCUGCGUCCUGCUCACCUACACGUACUGGCGGCACAAGCCGAUGGAUAUCCGGUAUCCCGUAGUGCUGCACCUCGACGCGAAGCUGGCUGCAGACAUAUACUUUUCGUUCGACGGGGCGCCGAGCGGCAGCACCAAAGAGUCCUCGGAAGAUGCUCCGGCUCCACCCGAUGCGGCUUCCGGCCUCGAAACGCGGCACGGAGCCCUUCGCACGGAAGAUGAAAAGUCGGCCAGUGCAACGCCGAACGUCUCGCCCGACCUCGAAAAACAGGACUACACCCUUCACACCGAAGCCGUAGCACCGGACACGGAAUCCUGCGAAGCAGUGCAGAAGGCCGUGUUAACCCCAACGGGAGUAGACAGCAUCAGCUUCUGGUCACACUACUCGGCCUUCGCCGAAAAACCCAGCGAUCUUGGACUUCCCGAAAAGCUCCCGUUGCAACCUCUGUGCUCACGGGCACGAAUGUUGAAGCGCGAAGGCAGCCUGCGCCUCGAGGCGGACCGGGAACAACGGUUUUGGGGCUUCUUCGUAUUUUUCGCGAUGUCAUACGGCGCCGCACACGCAACGGCGUGGAGCGCUCAUUUGCCCACUUCCACCGAGCAGCUGCUGUGGCGGAUCUCCGCGGUGGCUCUCGUUGCCGGGCCGCUGCUGUUCGCGUUCACAGGCCAGGGCCUGAUUUGGAUCGAAGCUGUGGAGGGGAAGAUUGCGCGCAAGCUGGUCACGGUCUGUUUCAAACCCUUGGUGACCAUUGCCGCGUUCGCGGUGACGCUCCUGAUCAUCUUCUCGAGGUGCUUCGUAGUCGUGGAGGCUUUCAUUAGUCUCCGCAGCCUCCCAGUGGGCGCCUUCGAUGUUGUGCCCUGGGCUAAUUACUGGCCGCACUUGUGA